AUGAUAGCUUUUCAGACUGAGGAACAAGUGAUGUAUUGCUAUUCAGACAUAAAUGGAUCCUGCACAAAGCGUUCUCUUUCAUUAGUUACACAAGCUGCAUUAUACAUUUUGUUCUGUACUGGCAUUGUUGUUACAAUAACUGGUAACAUUAUGGUCAUUAUCUCAAUAUAUUAUUUCAAGCAAUUGCACUCCCCCACAAAUUUUUUAAUUCUGUCUUUAGCAGUUGCUGAUUUUUUGCUCGGGGUAACAGUAUUACCUUUUAGUGCAGUUAGAGCCAUUGAAACCUGCUGGUAUUUUGGUGAGGCAUUUUGUACAUUUCAUAUGAGCUUGGAUGGGACUAUUUGUGUAACAUCUAUUUAUCAUCUGUGUCUUAUAGCUAUAGAUCGUUUUUUUGCAAUUAUAUAUCCUCUCAUCUACCCUAUAAAAUUUACUGUAUUCACAAUAUCUUUAUUGAUAACACUUAUUUGGACUGUUUCUUUGGCUUAUACUUUUUUUAUGUUUUAUUCAAGAGUUACUGAAGAAGGACUGGAAGAACUUGCAAUUGCCAUGAGCUGCAAAGGUAAUUGUCAAGUGUUAACUAAUGCAAAAUGGGGAUUAAUUAACACAAUAGUAUUCCUUAUUCCUUUUACUUUAAUGACUUGCACAUACAGUAGGAUUUUUAUUGUUGCAAAGAGGCAAGCCAAACUGAUAGAAGGUUUAUCAGAUCAAACUGGCGCUGCAGGUAACUACAGAAGUAGAGUUGCGAAAAGAGAGCGGAAGGCUGCAAAAACUUUAGCAAUAGCAAUGGUAGCAUAUGUUGUUUGCUGGCUGCCGUAUUUUAUAAUGAAUGCUAUUGAUGGGUUCCACAAUAUAAUCAUUCCGGCAUUUGUUUUUGAUAUUAUUUAUGGAAUUUGUUACUUUAACUCUGCACUUAAUCCAUUAAUUUAUGCAAUUUUUUAUCCAUGGUUUCGAAAGUCAGUUAAGCUAAUUAUAGCAUGCAAAAUUUUCACUACUGAUUGUUCUACGAUAAAUUUGUUUAACCAAUAG
This is a messenger RNA of Protopterus annectens (West African lungfish), 1026 nucleotides long. Its product is annotated as trace amine-associated receptor 9-like. NCBI's taxonomy places the organism in Eukaryota, Metazoa, Chordata, Ceratodontiformes, Protopteridae. Gene Ontology annotation, cellular component: membrane. Gene Ontology annotation, molecular function: trace-amine receptor activity. The transcript has a single exon. Gene Ontology annotation, biological process: G protein-coupled receptor signaling pathway. The coding region runs from base 1 to 1026 and encodes 341 amino acids. The record is from RefSeq and is a predicted model, not a curated record.